This is a messenger RNA of Zea mays, 723 nucleotides long. Its product is annotated as splicing factor U2AF-associated protein 2. The transcript is spliced from 10 exons. The record is from RefSeq and is a predicted model, not a curated record. Gene Ontology annotation, molecular function: RNA binding. Gene Ontology annotation, biological process: mRNA splicing, via spliceosome. Lineage: Eukaryota; Viridiplantae; Streptophyta; Magnoliopsida; Poales; Poaceae. The coding region runs from base 1 to 723 and encodes 240 amino acids. Gene Ontology annotation, cellular component: U2 snRNP; U2-type spliceosomal complex.
AUGCUACGUCAGAUCGAUUUGCUGGAGAACCCGGUGAUUGAGGAUGUCGUCCUGCUGUCAGUGAUGCUGGACGAGGUGAAGAAUAAGAACCUUUCAGUUUUCAACAGGAUCAAGGCACUGUGUAUCAACAAAGCACAGAGAUUCUAUGUUUUCGCCAACGAGCAGCACAGGUUCCAUGAAGCUAACAAACCUCCGGACAGUUGGUUUGAUCUCAAAGUAAACACACAUGUCUAUGUAACUGGUUUGCCUGAUGAUGUCACGGUGGAGGAGAUUGUGGAGGUAUUUUCCAAGUGCGGAAUAAUAAAGGAGGACCCAGUGACUAAAAAGCCACGAGUGAAGAUUUAUACUGAUAGAGAAACCGACAGGAAGAAGGGUGAUGCCUUGGUGACAUAUUUCAAGGAGCCUUCUGUAGCUUUAGCGGUUCAAUUGUUGGAUGGGACACCAUUCCGUCCUGGUGGUGAUGUUUUCGUUUCAAAGAAAACUGACAAGCAAAAGAAAAGGAAGAUAAAGAAGGUUGAGGACAAAAUGCUUGGAUGGGGUGGGCAUGAUGAUAAGAAGCUGAUGAUUCCUGCUACAGUAAUUUUAAGGCACAUGUUCACUCCUGCUGAGCUGAGAGUUGCUCAUAUGAGGUUCAUGCUUCAUAGCAGCUUUAUUUUCGUUCUUACUGGAUUCUCACCGAUAAUAUCCCGCAGGCUGAUGAAGAGCUUCACGAUGUCCAACUAA